This is a messenger RNA of Gastrolobium bilobum, 626 nucleotides long. RefSeq lists its product as uncharacterized. Bases 111 to 404 code for a protein of 97 amino acids. The transcript is spliced from 2 exons. The record is from RefSeq and is a predicted model, not a curated record. NCBI's taxonomy places the organism in Eukaryota, Viridiplantae, Streptophyta, Magnoliopsida, Fabales, Fabaceae.
AAAAGGGUUCGACCCCACUAUCGUUGUUGCCAACUCUUACCUCAUAUCGCGAUCUCCUCCAUUCUCACCAACCAACCACAAGGUUCAAAAAAAAAAUAUAUAUAUAUAUCAUGGGGAGCAAGGCACCAAGUUGGUCUGAUCAAUGGGGAACUGGUGGGUUUGGUAGUGAGGGGUAUGAGGAGAGUGAGAAGGUGAAGAAGAGUAAUGGUAGUAGUAACAAGAAGAUGGCAGAUGCAAAAGCUGCAGCAUCAGCAGGAAUGGACAAAGCCAAAGCAGUAGCAUUGGUGGGUGCUGAUAAAGCUAAGGUAGCUGCUGUAGUGGGUGCCCAGAAGGUUAAGAGUGGUACCUUUGCUGGGAUCAAAUGGGUCAAGAAUCAGUACCAGAAAAGGACUUCAUCUAAGUGAAGUCAAUCAAUGGUCACUGCACAGUUUCAUUUCAUAGCUUUGCUAAAAAAAGAAAAAACAUAUACAUUGUUGCUCUUAGUUAAAGUGUUUUGUUUGUUUCAUAGGGAUGAUGCUUAUGCUUUGCUUUCCAAUUUGGAUUGGAACUAUUCAGAAUAGCUUUAUGUUUUUCAUUUGUCUAUAGAAAAAAGAAAAAGAAAAUAGUGUGGAAUCUUAUUAUUUUUA